AUAAGUUAUACCAAUAAAGUGAAAACUUACGUAAUAAAAAUAAUAGAACAACCUAUUUAAUAAAGGCAAAGAAAUUUACAUAAAAAUGAAGAACCUUCCGAAGCGAAAACUAAUUGUGAUGUCGUUAAUAUUCUUAGCGUCCAUAAACGCCGCUCGUUGCAAAAAUUCAACAGACGCAAACUAUCCGACUACAAAGGAUAAUAUCGAAGUGACAACAAAUGCGUCACCUGCCACUGAGCUGCCUUCGACACAAUCAAAUGACAAGCUAUUACACUUUACACUAACUCCGUUGAUUACCACUUCGAUAACAAAAGACGACGUAAACAGAACAAUAGAACGCGCGAGCAGCGAGAGCACAACGACCAUGCGGACCAAUACAAAGGCCCCAACAACAGCUAAAACAAAGAGUGUAACGAAAAGUGCAAGAAAGCAAAAGCUAAACACUACUUCUAGUGGUUUUAGUGGCGGCGCGCGUUCUCGGGCGCGCUUUCAAGAUCACUUGGGCGCCACAGACUGCGACCUGCCCCUACUGCCGCACGAGUCUCGCCUCUGGCGCGGCAACGAGACCCACGAACUCAAUUUGCCAGUAACGAUGUCGGAGGAGUGCGGAGCCGGGAGCCCGGGUGGGGGCGGAGGCGAGGAGGGCUGCCCCCCCAUGGUGGUAUCGUGGGAGGGCACCGCGGACAUCCAGAGCGGAGACAUCCUCAUCGUCCGCAUCGCCGACCCCCUGCUCCUCGACUCAGCACCUCACGUAGCCAACAACAAUGAAACUGAAGAUUCCAAUUCUAUCAAUGCAGCACAGAGAGCACACCGCGCCUCCGUUCAGCCCGCCGUGUACCAGGUGACGAGACAGGGACACCUGCACUGUGACGUCACCGACGGCAUGCUCCUCGAUAUCACGCCACUCGAUGAAAACGACGCCAAACUAUUCACUCUGUACGAUAAAGAUCUAACUGAGGGUGUCAAUUUGCUCAUAGUGGUAGCAGAGAACUGGGGAUCGCAGUGCGUGCGCCUGAAGGUGACUGUCAAGUCUGACAACUGCGGCGAGUCGCAGGAGUGUUCAGGGAACGGUGUGUGCUACACGAAUGUCUCUAUGGAGGGUUACGAAUGCCAGUGCUGUCGGGGGCACGCGGGGCCUCACUGCGAGGAGCGCGCCGCGUGCAGCCCCUCGCCCUGUCUUAACAACGGCAUCUGCGUGGAUCUUACGCAGCCGCUCAACGGCGCCAGCUACCACUGUCUCUGUCCUUACGGAUUUACCGGUAGAAAAUGUGAGAAGGAUCCUUGUUAUUCGGCGCCGUGUUCGAACGGGGGGUCGUGUAUGAGCAUGGCGGUCAACGGGUCGACGACGUUCCACUGCGCGUGCUCGUCGGGUUGGUCGGGCCCACAGUGCGAGCAGCCCGUCAGCAAGGCCUGCACCGCCAAGCCCUGCGCCCACGGCAUCUGCGUAGAGGAGAAGCAAGCCAACAACGGAAAGAACUAUCGCUGUUUCUGCGAGCCUGGGUAUACAGGCGAGCAUUGCGAGGUGGAGUACAAUGAGUGCGAGUCGUCUCCGUGUCUCAAUGGCGGCACGUGCACGGACCGCGUGGCCGGUUUCACGUGUGCGUGCGGCCGCGGGUACGCCGGCAACGCGUGCCAGCUUAAGGUGAAUCUGUGCUCGCCAAACCCCUGUUCGGAGAAUCACUACUGCGUGGACCGCGGCAACUCCUACACCUGCGAGUGCAUCGAUUGCAACAUCCCGCCCAGAUCGCCGUGCGACAACAAUCCGUGCGCGCACGGCGGCACGUGCUGGAGCAGCUCUAAUUCUUUCUACUGCUCCUGCCGUCCAGGAUACACGGGGAAACUUUGCGAAGAGGACUUUAUUCUGGAACCGGUGGUGGAGGGUGAGGUUGGUGAGAUGGGCGUGGGAGAGGCAGGUAUGCGGUCGGAGGGGCGCGCAGGCGGCGUGCGAGAGCUGCGUCUCCCGCUCGGCCUCUACCACGACCGCCUGCACAAUGUCUACAUCGCUGCCGGCACGCUCGGCGCUGCCAUUGCUAUUGUUGGAGUCGUCGUAACAGCAUGCCACUGCCGCGUGAAUAAAACAUACGCGCGUCUGCUGUCGCGUUUGUCGCGCGUGACAGAGGGCGGACCGCCGCACCACUGGCUGCAGGAGAAGCGCGGGUCUGCGCCCCCCGCCGCGCCGCCCGCCGCACCCCUCGACACUGCUGACAUGUACUACACACUCGACUUCAGCGACAGCCAGAGCUCGCCUCUCAUACAAUAGCCAUCACUCCUGAACUGCUCCGACGGGGAGCGGUUCAAGAUUCAAAUAUAAUGUUCAGUGUACAACUACUAUUACUUCUCGCUACUAAACUAGCACCGGCCCUAGAGUCAAGGUAGCGCAAGAUUGUCUUGGUCUACGCUUUCACUUUACCAAUCAAUUUACGUUAUAUUUUUAUUAAAUUAUAUAUUUCCUUGUAAUUGUUGUCCGCAUUUGCCAUUAUGGCGUCCACUGGCACUUACGCUCUACCUCAGGGCCGCUGCGAAUGGAAUCGAAUCGCUUUAUCAUGUAAUUACACUGUGUUCGUGUGUCUAAAUAUUGUUGGUGUUUUUAGUCUUUACGUCAAGGUUAGAUUU
This is a messenger RNA of Papilio machaon (common yellow swallowtail), 2613 nucleotides long. It is a transcript of the gene wry, whose product is annotated as delta and Notch-like epidermal growth factor-related receptor. The coding region runs from base 86 to 2260 and encodes 724 amino acids. NCBI's taxonomy places the organism in Eukaryota, Metazoa, Arthropoda, Insecta, Lepidoptera, Papilionidae. Gene Ontology annotation, cellular component: plasma membrane; protein-containing complex. The transcript is spliced from 12 exons. Gene Ontology annotation, molecular function: calcium ion binding. Gene Ontology annotation, biological process: heterophilic cell-cell adhesion; establishment or maintenance of epithelial cell apical/basal polarity. The record is from RefSeq and is a predicted model, not a curated record.